Molecule: messenger RNA, 917 nt
Organism: Teleopsis dalmanni
Lineage: Eukaryota; Metazoa; Arthropoda; Insecta; Diptera; Diopsidae
Product: voltage-dependent calcium channel subunit alpha-2/delta-3-like
Exons: 3
Coding region: 14-805 (263 amino acids)
Cellular component (GO): voltage-gated calcium channel complex
Molecular function (GO): voltage-gated calcium channel activity
Source: RefSeq, a predicted model, not a curated record
UUAGGCUUGCGCAAUGGACGAUAAAGGUUGCUAUAUAUUAGACAAUAAUGGUUUUGUCAUUAUAUCACCGCAUCGUCAAGAGACUGGAAAAUUUUUUGGUGAAAUCAAUGGUUAUAUUAUGCACCGCUUGGUUGAAGAAAGAGUGUAUAAACGUGUUACUGUUUACGACUAUCAAGCGAUUUGUUUUCAAUCUAAUGGAGACAACAAUUCUUCCAAUUACUUAUUUUCGCCCUUACUCCAUGUGCUACGCAUAGUUAAAUGGCUGCUUUAUACUUUAUUGUGGUAUAUUGUACAAAUGCAUGCGGUAACUGCUGAGUUUAUAGAGCAAUAUACGGAUGAAAAUUUGACCUUUUACCAACCUAGUACGAAAAACACCGAAUGGUUAAAAUCAGUAACAUUGCAGCGCACACGGCUCAAAUCAUGCGAUAUGCAACGUCUGUUAUAUACAUUGUACAAUGACAAGGAUAAUGUAGUCUAUAAUAUAACAGCACAUGCAUGUGUUAGGCCCUUUGUUGUGUUGCCUAUACCAGCGAGUAAUCUAAUAUUACUCGUCAUCGAUCAGGUGUGCCCUAAGGAAUAUACGAUGGAGUUGACCGUAAAUCCCAUCGACAUUAAUUAUCAAUUAGAGGGAAAUGAUACAUUAGCAUGCUAUAAGCAUGAUCGUGAGUUCACAAGAGUACGUCCUGUAAGUUGUAUUAACAGGCAUGUUAAUGAAAGUUCUAUCGAAUUGUGCGGCAAUGCUGGAAGUAUUUUCGCAAAUAUCUUAUUACUACUUAUUUGCUUUAUUGUUAAUCAAUUUCUUUAACAAUAAUUUAAACAGAUUAAGGUUUAAACGUUUUUGUAAUUAUAAAAUAUUUAUUGUAUAUUAAAUUAGUAUUUAUGCUUAUGGUUUUUCAUAGAUUUUAAUGGGUAAAUUG